GUUAUAAAAACUGCCUGACGGUGAUCAACCAUCACCACCAUGUCCAAGCAAGUCCCAGCUACUGUGCAGCACCAUCUAUGGAAGAGCAAGGAUAUAGCUGGAGAAAUGUGAUUAACAGUGCAGGGGACUUCUAUGCAGAUGAGACUGUCUACCAUACGCUGCAGAAUGCUCCAGAAGGUCAAGUGGUGCAUGCUGCUGCUGGCCAGCCAAAAGCAGGGAAAGGUAGAAAAAAACUUCGACUGUUUGAAUACCUCCACGAGUCUCUGUAUGAUCCAGCUAUGGCAAACUGCAUCCAAUGGGUGGAUAAGCCAAAUGGUGUCUUCCAGUUUGUCUCCAAAAACAAGGAGAAACUUGCAGAACUGUGGGGAGAAAGAAAGGGAAACCGCAAGAUCAUGACAUACCAGAAAAUGGCCAGAGCACUGAGGAAUUAUGGGAGAACAGGUGAAAUCAUUAAAAUCCGGAGGAAGCUGACAUACCAGUUCAGUGCUGUGGUUUUAAAGAGACUUGCUCCGUCUUAUUUCUUGGGAAAAGAAGCAGCUUAUCACCCAUACAUUCAGCCUGCUCAAGACUAUCAGUGUGCAGAUGACUGGACCAGCUACAGUAAUUACAUGUACAACAAUGGCUAUGCCUUGCAGCACGCUAACAGCUAG
Molecule: messenger RNA, 650 nt
Organism: Acanthisitta chloris (rifleman)
Lineage: Eukaryota; Metazoa; Chordata; Aves; Passeriformes; Acanthisittidae
Gene: SPIC
Product: Spi-C transcription factor (Spi-1/PU.1 related)
Exons: 3
Biological process (GO): regulation of transcription by RNA polymerase II; cell differentiation
Cellular component (GO): nucleus
Molecular function (GO): sequence-specific DNA binding; DNA-binding transcription factor activity, RNA polymerase II-specific
Source: RefSeq, a predicted model, not a curated record